AUGUCUCUGUUAAAAGCGAUUUUGAGAGCACAGUCUAGGAGCGAGGGGAAUUAUCCUUCGCCACCGCCGGAAGUUUCGAUGGUAACGCGCAAGAAGAAAAAGGGGAGAACCGAAGACCAACGGCAUGAAAUUAUAAGUAAAGUCGAUUGCGGACCUCCGCUAUACGACCCGCAAAGGUUAACCCGGAAAAUGCCUGGAUUCGUAAAUGACGUCUGUCAUUUGUACUAUGACAAUUUGUCUAUGGUCAUUGCUCUACAGAAGGCACGUAUUAAGGGUAAAAUCGACACCCACUGGAACAAACUACCUCCUCGUAGUUUGCUAUAUUAUGACCAAAGACUUAACGCGUACAAACGAAUUCGUAGGGAGAACAAGCAGAUACACAGAAGAAUUCUAAGUGCGAGACCGCGUUUACACAGAGCUUCGUCUUUGGAUCGCGUUUGGCGCUCCAAUAAGUUAUCAAUCAUGCAUUCAGCGCAGAGGAAGUUCAUAUUAUUUCCACUUAAAACUGAGGAGAUGAUAGAAGACCCUGCGUUUGUUACCCCUGAUGGAGUAAAACGCGUCAGAGUCUACUUAACUCUUCAAAUCCGCAACGCAGCAGAAAUGGGCUGCAUAUCUAUAGAAUUGUUCACAGAAAUAUGUCCGCAAACUUGCGCCCUAUUCCUGGAUCUGCUAGAUGGCGACGGCGUUGGUUACGGAUAUGUCGGCACUAGAUUCUUCAGCCCAGAGGGCCAGGUCUUCACCGCUUAUUUCGCCGAGGACACCCUGAUUGAGGAACUGAAGAACAGAUCUAUGGACUUCUUCUAUCCAAAUGGCGAGAACAGUUCCAGCAGGUUCAAAAUAGUACGAGUAUCAGACACGGCGACGUUACAUGACUUCUUAACGCUAUCACAGGAACAGGUAGCCAUGUACGACGAGCUGCUGUUGAUAGAACGAAGGACACCAGAAGCUGGAACGCUUUGGGACCUAGGAGCUGUCAGGGCCCCACAACCCAGCGCUAUAGCGGCCGCCACAGCAUCCCUACCGAGUCCUCAGAACCCAAUGCGACAACCUAACCUUCAAUCACUUCUAUCCACAAACGAGCUAUCUUACGAGCUUAGAAAAAUCCUGAUAUCGUUGAUAGAAGCUGGUGCACGGUUAGCAGCAGCUGGAAGAAACUACGAGUUGACUUUAGCGCAACUGUCCGCCGCUUUGGACGAGCCUCAACGCAAUCAGCAGUUCACUGUCCAGGUUAUAACCCCAGAGGAGAUCGCAGCCAGGUUUAACUCCGCGGAAGAUGGUAAUACAUCAAUGGCUUCCAACAGCGAUGAGACGUAUCGACGCGCGGAACACUUACAAAUGUUCCUAGAGAAGUUCCGCGCAUGGAGGAUGAAGAUUAUGGACCCACCUAACCCAGAAUCACUAUUGGCGUUAAAGAACCUUGGGUUUUCCCUGGAAGAUGCGGAGACGGCGCUGCGUUACACAGGGAGUAAUGUACCCGCUGCUGCGUCUUGGUUGAUAGGGGAGAGAGGGUCUAGUGUCUUCGAGCUGAUAAAUGGUUUACCUGAUGGGCAUAUCCUGCAGACGUUAUUGAAGCAGCCUCAGAUUCAACGCGGUCUUCUCAACACGAGGAUGUUGAUAGCAUUUAUAGCCAUGGUGGGGCAGACAGGCAGCGCGUCGUUAUGGCUUAACUCCCCCCAUGGAAAUCCUUUGCUGUCCCAAAUUUCCAGGACGUACCAUUCGGAGAAAUAUUGCCUGGCUGUGAACCAGUUUUCGGAGGAAAAGCGAGAGACACCCUCGACUUCGCGGCAGCGAUAG
Leptosia nina is the source of this 1794-nucleotide messenger RNA. NCBI's taxonomy places the organism in Eukaryota, Metazoa, Arthropoda, Insecta, Lepidoptera, Pieridae. The record is from the annotation of a GenBank genome assembly.